This is a messenger RNA of Nannospalax galili (Upper Galilee mountains blind mole rat), 2650 nucleotides long. RefSeq names its product serine/threonine-protein phosphatase 4 regulatory subunit 1. Gene Ontology annotation, biological process: protein dephosphorylation. Gene Ontology annotation, molecular function: protein phosphatase regulator activity. The record is from RefSeq and is a predicted model, not a curated record. NCBI's taxonomy places the organism in Eukaryota, Metazoa, Chordata, Mammalia, Rodentia, Spalacidae.
CCUAGCCCAUCCCAAGAUGGCGGAGCUCCCCCUGUACUUUGUGGACUUGCAGGAUGACUUAGACGACUAUGGGUUUGAGGACUGUGGCCCAGAUUGCAACGACAGAAUGACAGCUUUCUUGGACAUCCCAGGCCAGGAUAACCUGCCUCCUCUCACCCGCCUGGAAAAGUAUGCAUUCAGUGACAAGUGUCUUCCACCGUCAGAUCAUCACCAGAGGACUGCUGGAUGUCUUCCAGGACUUCAGCCACAACGAAGAUGGCUUUCUGAUGGUCGUGGAGAUGGUCAUCAGAUGUCCAAAGACUCAGAGCCCACUGUGCGCACCGAGCUGAUGGAGCAGAUUCCUCUCAUCAUCACUUUCUUACCAGAGCGCUGGUUGGAUUUCCCUGUGAUGUUCACCAAAUCCUUCCUACCUGUCGUGCUGCAGUGCCUCACAGAUCCAGUCAGGUGCGAGCGCUGUCACCUUGCUAUCUCUCCAGUUAGGAAGUCCAGUCAGGAAGUCCUGCUGCUGCUUCUAGAACAAGAGCUCAUUUUCCAGUUCGAUGUGGAAAAUAAAGUAUGUUCGAUUCUGCUGGAGCUGUCUGCCCCUGACCAUGACGCCGGGUGCAAGACGGAGGCCAUAAUCUGCAAAAUGGUGUGUCUGCUGAGCAAGACCACAUAUGAGCACCUGCUGCUCCCUGGAUUCUGUGAGCUGUGUGGAGACAGCAAGCUCGUUCAAGUUCGGAAGGUGUGUGCUACAAAUUUUGGUGACAUUUGUCAUGCUGUGGGACAGGAAGCCACUGAGACCUUUCUGGUACCAAAAUUUUUUGAGCUCUGCUCAGAUAACAUGUCGGGGACAUGGAAGGCGUGUGCGGAGUCCGACAACACCUCCCUGGAGGCCUGCAGGACCCAACUCUCACCUCUCUUCAUCAGGCUCAUCGCUGCCUUCCAGUCCCUUGGCCCCUUCAUCUCCACCUUUGCAAACCCAUCUAGGGCCGGCCUGUACAUUCGGGAGGUUGGCACCCUGAGCAUCCGGCCUCCACACCAGGAGGUGGAGACUGAUUUUGCCUCUACCUCACCUGAGCCCGGCAGUCGCAGUACCCACUCUUCAGCCAGUUCCAGGAAGCCAGUGCGCAUAGAACCAGAAACUAGUCAUCUGUACAUCAGUAGCUGUUCCACAGAUAGAACAGAAAACCGGCCGGGGAGCCCUUCCUCAGUCAGAGCUGAGCCAGCCAGGCUUUCCCCAGAUGACAGCACCUUCCUGGAGCUCUCCGAUGUUAAUGACCACAUCAGCAGCAGCUACGCUGAACCAGGCCCAGGGACUUCUGAGGACACGUUCAGUAACGUCCUCUAUUGGCGAACUCCUUUGCCUGACAUAAGCAAAGAUGUGGAGCUGCUUCUGAGUGAGACUGGGCUGCAGGACGAGGGCUGCGUUAGACCUGAGGCUGCAUACAACAGCUGCGUGGCCGGGAGUGAGAUCCAGAAGGUCUUGCAUCUGCAGGAGCUUAUGAUGGGCGAUCUGGACGUUCAAGCUCAGGUUCAGGUGUUAUCUGCCGCCCUGAGAGCAGCACGGCUCGACUCCAACAGUGAGCCCGAGAACAAGCCAACAGAAGGUCUAAGCCAAGUGUCGUUCCAGAUCCCAGCUCUGUCUCUGACCGUCACAUCGCCCUUCCGGAGUCUGAGAUGUGGGACCUUAGCUGGAAGGCCUGGAGUUCCUUCUUACCGGAGACUCUGGAAGUUUCCUAAACUGCUUGUCAUUGGGGUUCUUAGGCCUUCCUGGCUCCUCCUCAGCUUGCACUCGGACCAGUUUAAGCUGGGGUCUCCCAUCGCCUACGUUCUGGGCGAGUUGGAUCCAAGCGACCCCCAGAAUGAAACCAGUGACCAUCUAGAGAUUGAGCAGAGGCACAAACCUAUCACACUUGAGGAGAAAAAGUCUAAAUUACAGCUUGUGGGCACUGAUUACACCUCUGUCAGGGUGGGAGACACUGUGCACUCGGCUCUAGGAAGGCCUCUCCCUCUUGUACAGCUUCUGCAUUGCUGCUGUCUCCGGGCUGCAGCCCUGCUCCUCACACUGCUGGCUUUGAUGCUCUGUGUGAGCAUGAUGGUUUCAUUUCUCUCAUUCCCCAGGACAUUAAUCCCUCAGCCUCUGCUGGACUAGUUCAUGUCCAUGACUGACCCAGCUCAAGCCCAGACUGUAGAUACUGACAUAGCCAAGCACUGUGCCUACAGCCUCCCUGGGGUGGCCCGGACCCUCAGCAGGCAGAACUGGUACUGUCUGAAGCACACAUAGGAAACACUGACUUCUGACGUUCAGUGGAAGGUCCGACGGACCCUCACUUUCUCUGUUCUGAUUCUCGGGGAUCAGUUGACGGCAGCUGACCUGUUACCCAUUUUCAAUGGAUUUUUAAAGGAUCUGGAUGAAGGAUGCAUAGGAGUUCUUAAACAUCUGUAUGGUUUCCUAAAGUUGCUCCAUGAGGACAGGGGAGAGUAUCUUUACCAGUUUCAAGAACUCAUGGUGAUGGAGAGCAGCCGGAACCGGAGGUUUCGAUAUGAACUAGCAGAAAAGCUGGUACUGAUUCUGGAGCUCUGUGACCCCAAUGAUGUUCACGAUCACCUAAUGCACAUUGCCUUGAAGCUGUGCAAAGUUUCUGAAGUUCUCUGGAUUUCCUUCAAG